Alosa sapidissima (American shad) is the source of this 2027-nucleotide messenger RNA. RefSeq names its product phosphatidylinositol 4-kinase type 2-alpha-like. The record is from RefSeq and is a predicted model, not a curated record. NCBI's taxonomy places the organism in Eukaryota, Metazoa, Chordata, Actinopteri, Clupeiformes, Clupeidae. Gene Ontology annotation, biological process: Golgi organization; endosome organization; phosphatidylinositol phosphate biosynthetic process. The coding region runs from base 119 to 1501 and encodes 460 amino acids. Gene Ontology annotation, molecular function: 1-phosphatidylinositol 4-kinase activity. The transcript is spliced from 9 exons. Gene Ontology annotation, cellular component: lysosomal membrane; plasma membrane; trans-Golgi network.
AGAGUGACCACAUCAAUACUGUUGACGCGAGCUGCCGACGCUGGCAACUUCUGGACUUUGCACAGUCCGCCCGUAGCAUCACCGGCGCCGGGUUGUUUUUUUAUUUGGCUUUUGCGCGAUGGACGAAACGAGUCCGCUCAUCUCUCCUCUCCGCGAGUCUGGUGACUUAAGUCAUUCUCAUCAGUCCGAAUCCGGCUCACGGCGGGACGGUCUGGAUGGCGUACCUGGUUCGGCAGCUCGCGUGCCCCCGGGGAGCCCUGGAAGCAGUCGCGAGAGGGAAACGUUGCUGGACAGGGGGAGCUCGCCGCGGGAUUUUCACAGGAAUGAGUUUAACGACGACCCAGAGUUCCGAGAGAUCGUGAGGAAAGCGGAGCGGGCCAUCGAGGAGGGCAUCUUUCCGGAGAGAAUCUCGCAAGGCUCCAGUGGCAGUUACUUCGUCAAAGAUGUUCACGGGAGGGUGAUCGGUGUGUUCAAGCCGAAGACUGAGGAGCCGUACGGGCAGCUCAACCCCAAAUGGACCAAGUGGCUGCAGAAGCUCUGCUGUCCGUGCUGCUUCGGACGAGAUUGCCUCGUGCUCAACCAGGGCUACAUGUCCGAGGCAGGGGCCAGUCUAGUGGACCAGAGACUUGCACUCAACAUCGUCCCCAAGACCAAGGUGGUUUACCUGGCAAGUGAGACCUUUAACUACAGUGCCAUUGACCGGGUCAAGGCCAAAGGCAAGAGGCUGGCCCUGGAGAAAGUGCCCAAAGUUGGACAGCGCUUCCACAGGAUAGGACUGCCCCCUAAGGUGGGCUCUUUCCAGCUGUUUGUGGAGGGCCAUAAAGACGCAGAUUAUUGGCUGAGGCGCUUUGAGGCGGAGCCUCUGCCUGAGAUGACCAAUCGGCAGCUUCAGCUGCAGUUUGAGCGACUGGUGGUGCUCGAUUACAUCAUCAGAAACACAGAUCGAGGAAAUGACAACUGGCUGAUUAAGUAUGACUGUCCAGCAGACAAGGGAAGUAAGGAUGAAGAGUGGGUGAUGGUCAAGGAGCCAAUCGUCAAACUGGCAGCAAUAGACAACGGCCUGGCAUUCCCCCUUAAGCACCCAGACUCCUGGAGAGCAUACCCGUUCUACUGGGCGUGGCUGGCCCAGGCUAAAGUGCCCUUCUCUCAGGACAUCAGAGAGCUGGUGCUGCCCAAACUCACUGACCCCGCCUUCAUCAGAGACCUGGAGGAGGACCUCUACGAGCUCUUUAAGAAGGACCCAGGAUUUGACAGAGGGCAGUUCCACAAGCAGCUAGCUGUAAUGAGAGGACAGAUUCUGAAUCUUUCACAGGCUCUGAAGGAGGAGAGGUCUCCACUACAGUUGGUGCAGAUGCCCCCGGUCGUCGUGGAGACGAGGCGGGCUCCGCAGCGAGACGACAGCCAGUCUUACACACACUCACACACACACUCCAACACACACACGGACGAUGAAAUGUCAUACAGCACGCAGAGCCGAAAGCCCUUCUUCAGCUGGUGGUGAGAACAGAGAAGAGGAGAGGAGAGGAGAGGAGAGGAGAGGAGAUAAAAUAAGAGGAGAGAAAAGGUGGAGGAGAGGAGAGAAGGAGGAGAGAAGAGAGGAAAGAAAAGGUGGAGGAAAAGGAGGGGGAGAUGAAAGGAGAGAGGAGGAGAUUGUGGACUCCUGAGCUAAUCUGCCGUUGAAUGUGACUGCAGUGUGUCCCCUCAACUUCAGCUGUGUGUGUGUGUGUGUUAGCUCUGUUGAUGUAUACCUCAGUUCUGUAUGUUGCUGUAUGCCCUAAAGAACAGAGGAGUUGACACACACACACACACACACACACACACACACACACACACACACACAUACACACAUGCAGAAACUCUAAUGAAUGUAUGGUAUCUACAUGUAAUGUACAUCUUGCAUGUAAUGUAUGCUAUGUGUGUUUGCAUACGUGUGUGUGUUUAAUGUAUGACGUGUGAGUGUGUACAGAAUGUGAGUUUGAAUGUGUGUGUGUGUGUGUGUGUGUGUGUGUGUGUGUGUGUGUGUGUAU